Episyrphus balteatus (marmalade hoverfly) is the source of this 461-nucleotide messenger RNA. RefSeq lists its product as uncharacterized. Lineage: Eukaryota; Metazoa; Arthropoda; Insecta; Diptera; Syrphidae. The transcript is spliced from 2 exons. The record is from RefSeq and is a predicted model, not a curated record. The coding region runs from base 121 to 414 and encodes 97 amino acids.
UGGAUGUUGAUGUUGCAUACACCUUACCAAUAUCAGAACUGGAUUUAUCAUUUUUUCAGAUAGUGUACAGUGUGGUAUUGGAAUUUUUGCAUCCUUGAACAAAAUAUCUUUUGAGAAGAAAUGUCUGAAUCUGCAGAAGAUCUUAAUUCAGAAUCUGUUGAAGUCCUUCGGGAACGCCUUAGUUCAAUGAAACGAUUAAUGGCAGAGCGCAACAGUCAACAAUCCUCGCCAGCGAGUACUGAAGAAAUUUGGUCCAGAAACCGUCGAACUUCUACUGGAAUAAUUGAUGGGAAUUUUCUUAGUGUAGCAUUUGGAGGUGCCUUGCUAGUGAUUGUCACGGUUUCCGUGUAUGCAUUCUACAACUUAUAUAAUGCGAUUUUAAAAAAGUUUCCUUCCCAUCACGAAGAAUUAUAAAAUUUUUACUGUAAUGGGCAUAACUAAUGAUAUCAGAUAUUGCUAAC